Molecule: messenger RNA, 2748 nt
Organism: Magallana angulata
Lineage: Eukaryota; Metazoa; Mollusca; Bivalvia; Ostreida; Ostreidae
Exons: 2
Coding region: 48-2375 (775 amino acids)
Biological process (GO): iron ion transport
Cellular component (GO): plasma membrane
Molecular function (GO): oxidoreductase activity; copper ion binding
Source: RefSeq, a predicted model, not a curated record
CACUACAUAAUUUAGUGCGAUAUUGGGAUGCAUCGAGUACGGUCGAAAUGAAGCUAUCUCUCAGAUUAUUAGCGCAACUUCUCUUCGUCUGGGUUAUAGACACUAAGAUAUGUAUCGCUGGCACGUGGUGGGAUGGAUUGAAAGAAGGCCCGACCUGUUCUGAACCGGACACUUGUGGUGAAGGAGACGCAACUUGUGAAUGUUUUCUUACUAUCGAACAUCGUCUUACAAUGAUGACUUCACCAGAUCCUGUUCUUGUUUGGCCAAAAAAUGGAAGUCUAUAUCGUUUUGACGACGUAGACGGGAAAAAUCCGUUGCCCAAAAACACAAUUAAAAAUACGAUAACAUCAGACGGUGUUGGUUCGCGAAUGGUGAUAACAGUUAAUGGUCUAUUUCCUGGUCCAUCUAUUGUAGCUUAUGAAGGUCAGGAUAUGAUAAUACAUGUCCGGAAUCUUAUGCACACAGAAUCAACAUCCAUACAUUGGCAUGGUAUUAAACAAACUAACUCAGUCUACUCCGAUGGAGUUGCCUUUAUCACUCAAUGUCCGAUUCUUCCAGGGCAAAAUUUUACAUAUACAUUUAAAGCAAACCCCCUGGGUACCCAUUUUUAUCAUGCUCAAAUGGGUAAUCAACGAAGCAUGGGACUUUAUGGUGCCCUGAUUAUCAAACCAAAAGAAAAUAUUUUACCUCUUCUUUAUGAAGAAUUUACCGUUUUGUUGCAAGACUGGAAUCACAAUGAUGACCCCGAAACAUCUUAUUUAAGAAUGAUGGAUGGAGUUUAUGAUCUAGAUACUAGAAAAUUUAUAAAUGCCUCACAUUCUGUCGACGGGACAAAAUUCGGCGAAUUUGAGUUUCAUUCUGGACUUAUAAACGGAAUGGGACGAUUUUACAAAACAAAUACCGUUAAUAAUGAAGCUCCGUUGCAGAGUUUUGAGGUAGAACAAUCAAAGAACUAUUUGUUCCGCGUUAUAAGCGCCGCCACAUUAUACCCUUUUCGAGUUUAUAUCGAAGGUCACAGAGAAUUAACAAUUUUAGCUUCAGAUGGAUAUGAUAUCGUCAAAAAUAAUAGGACAACAAAUAAUGAACUUGUGGUAGAAUCCUUUAUUAUUCAUCCUGGAGAAAGAUUUGAUUUUUUGGUUAAUGCUGCUCAGAGCCCGGGCUCAUAUCUUAUCGUAGCUGAAAGUUUAGAAGAUUUGGAUUCCUCAGUGGACGAAUACCAUGCUGCUGAAGCCAUAUUGCAUUAUGUUGGUACUCCUGUCAUCAGUAAUCCACCAAAAUCAACGCCAAAUUCUUGUACACUUCCAAUGCCAUGUACCACAUUUAACUGUCCAUUUCUAUAUUAUCCAUUAGGUACAAAUCGUAAUUGCCUGACGUUUGACAAUGAAACCUAUAGUGAAGAAACUGAAAAAUCAAAUUUUAGGGAAGUGUUGAAUGUUAAGGAAACCUUAUACUUCAACUUUGGCUUUCCGGGUGAUCUUACAAAAAAUAGAGGCUCUGUCAAUGGUCGUCAAUUUGUGUUUCCAGCUGAACCAAUGCUAUAUAGAAUUGACAAAAUGCAAGCGUCAUGCGAAAAUGCUCAUUGUGGUCCAGACAAUGUAUGUCGAUGCACAUUUUAUGAUUUUUUAGAAAAAGAUAUGGCGUAUCAAAUUGUAUUAAGUAACAUAGGUGAUGGAAAAGGGUGGUCUCAUCCGAUUCAUCUGCAUGGUUAUCAUUUUUAUGUGGUUAAAAUGGGAUUUGGAAGGUAUGAUAGAGCAUCUGCAAAGAUCAUGGAAGAGACUAAUGACAUCCGAUGUACUGGUUUAUCAACACCAAAUCUGUGUAAUAAAGAACUUUGGAAACCUGAAGCUUGGAUUUCUAAACCUAAUUCCAUCCCUGGGAUAAAAUUAACAAACCCUCCUCGAAAAGAUACAAUCAUCGUUCCUUCAGGAGGAUUCGUUAUUAUUAGAUUCAAAGCGAGCAAUCCUGGUCCAUGGUUUUUCCAUAGUCAGGUUAACCUUCAUACAACUUAUGGAUUGGGAAUGGUCCUCUACGUGGGUAAUAUCUCUGACUCUCCAACAUUACCAAACUCACUUGUAUGUUGGAAUGACAAUCUUAAAGAAAGUGGUGGAAACUCAAAAAUCUCACAUGAAAAAGAAAACCCGAAUAAAAGUGAACUUGAAGCGAAAGUAGUAAUAGGAAUAGUAUCAUUUUGUUGUGGUGCAGCAAUAUCAGUAAUAAUUUAUUGUUGUGUUUCCUACAUUCGUAGAAAAACCUCACAAAAUCAACGUGAAGUAAACAUUCCUUCAAGAAUAAAUUUAGGAACCGUAGAAGGCAAUGGUGGUUUAGGUGAAGAGGAACAAGAAACCAACCGACAACCACCAAAAGGAAUGAAAUGAGUUACUUCUUGAGAUUGGAGUAUUACUAAUACAUCUGACGUAAUGUGUACAUUGGAGUUAAUUAUAAAAUAAUUCACAAUAAACAACGUAAUUACCUAAAGCUGACAUGAAUUCAUCAAAGUAUUUGAUUGCCAUAUUAGUUUUGAUUGCUCCUCAACUGCUAUUGGGGAUAAAUAUGUUUAUAUCGGUGUUAUAUAGUGCCUUUUCCCCGGAAAAAGGUGUAAUGUGUUUUGUGGGUUCUAACCGCGAAUGAUAUUAAUUUUUUCUUAACGUUACUUUACGUUUAGUUUGAUUAUUAUAAUUAAAUGAAAAUCACUUCAUAUUUGAUCACAAAUAUGAUUGAAUGAUAUAAUAAAUUUUCCUUUUAACCCUC